AUGUUUAUGCAUAAUUUUAGAAAUACAUUCAGUCGGAGAAGUAUUGUUCUGUGAUACACUGUUAUUCACCAAAGUGUAGUAUAAGAAAUUGUUAGAUCAGAAUAUAUAAUUCACUAACAAAAUAUGGCUUUAUCCUCAUGCAUUAUUUACAUUCUCCAACUUGUAAUUGUGUCAGUUGCUGCAGCAGAACAGGUUCAGAGUUCAUCAGCGUCAUCAUCAUUGUUUGAAAGAGAAGCUCUUCUAAGCACGGGGUGGUGGGGGAAUCAAAUUCCUACUUUUAACAUUUCAAAGCGGUAUCAUUGCAAGUGGACAGGCAUCCAGUGUAACAAGGCAGGUAGAGUUUUAUCUAUUAAUCUUAUAUCCACGGUGAUACAUGAUGAGGUUGGAAAACUCAACUUCUCUUCUUUCCCAUGCCUCCAAACACUUGAUCUUUCCUCCUGCGGGCUUAAGGGAAGCAUACCGGACCAGAUUGGAAUGCUUUCAAAACUUGAAUAUCUCUCCCUCUACAACAACUCUCUCACUGGUAAAUUACCUCCUUCCCUGGGUAACCUUACUCAACUACAUGUGAUUGAUGUAGCUUUUAAUCAUCUAAGUGGGCUUGUUCCCUCGACACUAGGGGGCCUGACUAAUUUGGUUUCUUUAUACCUUUAUAUGAAUAAUCUUACUGGCUUUAUUCCCUCAGAGCUAGGAAACCUGACUAAUUUGGCUAAUUUAUACCUUUCUGAUAAUAAUCUCCGUGGCCCCAUACCCGUUUUAGAGAACUGCAACAAUUUACGGUAUAUAGAGCUCUCCCACAAUUUCCUCAGUGGAAAUAUUCCCUUGGAACUAGGGAGCCUUGGUAAAUUGUACAGUCUAGCCCUGGGAAAAAACAACCUGACAGGGGCAGUCCCGGCAGCGUUGGGUUACUUAUUCCAACUUAACUACCUGAACCUAAGCUCCAAUCAGCUUAAUGGGUCCAUACCUGUUUCUGUUUUCAAGACCUGCAGGCGCAGUCUGGAAUAUCUAGACCUCUCUGGCAAUUUGCUCAGUGGACGCAUACCAGAAGAAAUUGGACGUUGCUCUUCUUUAAGAUCUGUCAGUUUAGGCAGGAACAAUUUGACUGGAGAGGUACCCCAGUCAUUAAGUUGUUUGUCACAUUUAACGUUCUUGGACCUUGAUCACUUGUGCAAUCUUUCUGAAACAAUCCCACCCACCAAUGCUCCACAGGGGUUCGACAACACGGACAACAAUUCCCAUAACAAUAGGCACGAUGAUGAAUCAUCUUCCCACCAAGAAAAAACACUUUUGCUCAUCAUACUACUCACAGUUCUUCCUGUUAUCAUCGUUGUUCCAUUGUUAAUACUAGCUGUCUGGCUUUUGCGUCGGCAUUCACCCAUAUUAAAUCAAGAAUUGAUGAAUGAGAGGAAUGGUGAUAUGUGUUCAGUAUGGAACUUUGAUGGAAAUGUUGCAUAUGAGGACAUUAUACGCGCAACAAAUGAUUUUGAUAUCAGAUGCUGCAUUGGAACUGGAGGCUAUGGCAGUGUAUAUGAAGCCAGGCUACCAAGCGGUAAGACUGUGGCGCUCAAAAAACUUCAUCGCCUGGAAGCCCAAGAACCGGCUUUUGACAGAAGUUUUAAAAAUGAAGUGCACAUAUUGUCGAGUAUAAGGCACAAGAAUAUUGUGAAACUCUAUGGUUACUGCUUGCACAACCGAUGCAUGUUUCUUGUCUACGAGUAUAUGGAGAAGGGAAGUUUAUUUUGUGCUCUGGCAGAUGAUGCCCAUGCCAUGGAAUUAGAUUGGAGUAAAAGAGUGGGCAUUGUGAAAGGUAUUGCACAUGCUUUAUCUUACAUGCAUCAUGACUGCACUCCGCCUAUAGUUCAUCGUGAUAUAUCAAGUAAUAACAUACUUUUAAACUCUCAAAUGGAGGCAUUUGUCGCUGACUUUGGUGCAUCAAGGUUGCUAGACCCAGACUCGUCCAAUCAAACUAUGGUUGCUGGCACUUAUGGUUAUAUUGCUCCAGAGCUUGCAUACACGAUGGUUGUAAACGAAAAAUGUGAUGUAUACAGCUUUGGAGUGGUGGCACUAGAAAUAAUUAUGGGAAGCCAUCCAGGAGACUUCCUCUCGUCAUUCACAUCCCUCAAAUGCAUUGAAAGUCGUAUGUUGAAUGAUCUGCUGGACACACGCCUCCCUCGUCCCACAAGACAGCAAGAGCAUGACAUUGUUCUUGUUCUGAAACAAGCAUUUGCAUGUUUGAGCUCCAAUCCCAAAUUUCGGCCAGCUAUGAUUACUUUAUCUAAGGAGUUCUCACAUAAAUCACAGACACCGACUUCAAUUUCUAUAUAUACCACUUCAGUUGAACAAGUUUGUGAAUUUCCCGAAGCAAACAGAAGCCUGACAACAAGUGAGGUGAUAUCGGUUUAGAUAUUCGUUGGUGUCCCCAGUUUAUGGAUUCUGCUUAGAAGUAUUAGGAUCAUAAAGAGCAGGACCGCGAUUGAGUUUCUGCACAUUAUCAGUCUCGGUGAUACUUAUUAAAAUAGAUGAUUGUGAUCAAUAACUUUUGUUUGAUGUAUUCUUUGUGUCUAGCUCCUUGUAAUAGAAUUCUGUAAUCAUAUUUGUUGUUGCUGAAUACUUGAGAUAGCCUAGACUUCUCAAUUUCGGAAGAUUCAUGUGUUUCGGUCAUUCUGUGAU
This is a messenger RNA of Daucus carota subsp. sativus, 2667 nucleotides long. Its product is annotated as probable leucine-rich repeat receptor-like protein kinase At1g35710. Gene Ontology annotation, biological process: protein phosphorylation. The transcript has 2 exons. The coding region runs from base 124 to 2400 and encodes 758 amino acids. Lineage: Eukaryota; Viridiplantae; Streptophyta; Magnoliopsida; Apiales; Apiaceae. The record is from RefSeq and is a predicted model, not a curated record. Gene Ontology annotation, molecular function: protein binding; protein kinase activity; ATP binding.